This is a messenger RNA of Aspergillus clavatus NRRL 1, 621 nucleotides long. RefSeq lists its product as uncharacterized. The transcript has 2 exons. The record is from RefSeq and is a predicted model, not a curated record. Bases 1 to 621 code for a protein of 206 amino acids. Lineage: Eukaryota; Fungi; Ascomycota; Eurotiomycetes; Eurotiales; Aspergillaceae.
AUGGAUAUACUGGGUGCGAUGCUGAACGAAGGCUUAUAUAUAGGACCUCCGGAGCGGAUACUGAUCUAUCAUGGCGGCACGGGAAAGGUGAUAUUUUUGGGCAUGUUGCGCAUCACGACAAUCUUCCUUUUUGGAGUCUCAUGUCUCGUAGUCGCUCCGGCCUUCUACUCUGACGAGUACCCAUGGUAUAUCGCGCCGGCUGUGAUCGUCGGAGGUGCGUUACCCAUGUUCUUCGUCGCCUACACCUCUGCCCCGUUCGUCAACUUCGUACAUCUUGCCCUCCCAGUCUUUGCUCGCCGCUCGCGGGAACAGACCCUCCAGUAUGCGAAGAACCUACCUCCUACAGCGACACUGUACAUCAAUACUAUGAAGUUUACUACAAUUCCCCGGCAAACAGAGGUGCGGCUAGGGGACCUAGUUCCUGAGAAGGCUCUACUGCGACCAGUGAGCUUUCGGAAUGCGAAUCCUGCCCCUCUUCCCUGGUGGGCAGGCAGGACACUGAGGCAGUUUUACACAGGGGCGAAGAGUCAGCCUGGGAAGGUCUCAUCGACAUUCUAUCCUGAACUAUGGGAGCAUGUAUACAAGCAGAUCCAAAAUCCUUCGCGAACAAGGCGGAGUUAA